This is a messenger RNA of Cucurbita pepo subsp. pepo (vegetable marrow), 1835 nucleotides long. RefSeq names its product cold-responsive protein kinase 1. NCBI's taxonomy places the organism in Eukaryota, Viridiplantae, Streptophyta, Magnoliopsida, Cucurbitales, Cucurbitaceae. The record is from RefSeq and is a predicted model, not a curated record. Gene Ontology annotation, molecular function: protein kinase activity; ATP binding. Gene Ontology annotation, biological process: protein phosphorylation.
CUCGCAUCCUUUCACACUGCGAUAGAGUACCAAUUUGAUCAACCGCUCCACGAAUGAAUCAAUUUCACUGAUUGGUUGAUAGUUGGUACAAUUAAUGUAGCCAUUUGGGGCUUAUUUGUGGAAAAGAAAAAUGGGUUCAGGGUCAAGAUUAAAGCAGCUAUGUCGUUUGAAUUUUCUAAGGGAUGUAUGCGUACCUGGAUGGAAGAAGCCACAUGCCAACACUAUGGUUGCUAUAAAGAAAAGUCCACGAAGCCCUCUACUCCCGUCUCAUCCUUUCAUUCUUCCGUGCGAUUAGUGUUCAAGUUCCAUAGCUCCGAAUCCUUCUGUUUCUCGACUCAUUUCACCUUCUAAGGUUUCAGUGUCAUAAGAUUCCUUGAAGUAGCGGAGAAUAGCUGCUGUUUUAUCAUAUAGAGAUGACUUGCUUCCCUUUUUUGUUCAGUAAGAGGGCGAAAUCCCCAAUGGGAAGCGUUGGCCACGACGAAGAACUUUCAGGCAUGCACAAUGUUAGACUAUAUACAUACAAAGAGCUAAAAGUUGCAACUGAAGAUUUCAGCUUAGCGAAUAAAAUAGGGGAGGGCGGUUUCGGUUCUGUAUACAAGGGAAGGCUAAGAAAUGGAAAGCUUGCUGCCAUAAAAGUUCUUUCGGCUCAAUCGAGACAAGGAUUGAAGGAAUUCUUGGCUGAAACUAAAGUCAUCUCUGUGAUAGAACAUGAAAAUCUGGUUCAGCUUUAUGGCUGCUGUGUGGAGAAUAAUCAUAGAAUUCUUGUCUAUAAUUACCUUGAGAACAAUAGCCUUGCACAAACUCUUCUUGGGCGAGGUUCCAGUAGUCUCCAGUUUGAUUGGCGAAGUAGGUCUCGGAUUUGCAUUGGAAUUGCACGCGGGCUUGCCUUCCUUCAUGAGGAUGUACAGCCAUAUAUCAUUCAUAGAGAUAUCAAAGCAAGUAACAUUCUUCUUGACCGUGAUCUCACUCCUAAGAUUUCAGAUUUCGGCCUUGCGAGGCUCGUUCCAGCCAACAUGUCUCACAUUAGUACCGGAGUGGCAGGAACAAUUGGUUACCUAGCACCCGAAUAUGCGAUAAGAGGGCAGGUGACGCGAAAAUCAGAUAUUUACAGUUUCGGCGUCCUCCUUGUGGAAAUAGUCAGCGGAAGAUGCAACAAAAACAUGAAGUUACCAAUUGGAGAGCAAUAUCUUCUCGAAACGGCAUGGAAUCUUUAUGAGCAAGGAGAGCUCGUUCUGCUCGUAGAUAUGUCGUUAAACGGCGACUUCGAUGCUGAGGAAGCUUGUAAAUAUAUUAAGAUUGGUCUACUUUGCACACAAGACAGUCCGAAGCUCCGCCCAUCGAUGUCGACUGUGGUAAAGAUGCUAAUGGGUGAGAUGAGCGUCGAAGAUAGAAAGAUAACGAAACCGGGGCUGCUUUCGGACCUCAUGGAUCCAAGAGGAAAGAUUCCAGAGGAAAAUAAAGGGUCUGAUGGUCUGUUCUCUGGAUCAAACACCCUUGGAAACUCAACAACGUCAUCUGAACCCUCAACUGUUACAACUGCAACCUUCACUGCACGAUAUGAUAGCAACAUCUGAUGAGCCAAUUUGAUUUAUUCUCUUCUUUAAUGACGCUUUGCCAAUAAGUAUAUAAAUUGUUUGGUAUUUUUUUAAAAAAUUUUUUGUAGGAAGAGUUUUUGGAAGGCUUCUGUACUAUAUUGUCUUGAACUUCCAAUCUUGUGGGAGGUCGAGAGCUCCGAUCAUUAACUAGGUAAAAUGUGUUUUGAUCAGUUAAGUUAUGUUUAUGUCAGUUUCUGUCCCGUCCUGUCCCACUGUUUAUUAGAAUCAUUAUUCAAGUAA